Pleuronectes platessa (European plaice) is the source of this 1483-nucleotide messenger RNA. RefSeq names its product leukocyte elastase inhibitor. The transcript has 7 exons. The record is from RefSeq and is a predicted model, not a curated record. The coding region runs from base 174 to 1361 and encodes 395 amino acids. Gene Ontology annotation, biological process: negative regulation of endopeptidase activity. Lineage: Eukaryota; Metazoa; Chordata; Actinopteri; Pleuronectiformes; Pleuronectidae. Gene Ontology annotation, molecular function: serine-type endopeptidase inhibitor activity.
AUGAGGAAAGUUGGCUGGCAGUCAGUGGCUUAUUGCCCAGUCCCACGCCACGCCCUCACAUAUACUGUAUAUAUACUGGUGUACGUGUUCCUCUCCUGGCGGCUCAACCUCCAGGUUCACAUCCUCUGCUUCCACAUCUUCUCAUCUCUCAGGACAACUGUACAUCCUCAGCCAUGGGCAACCACAGCAGCCACCAACACUUCACCGGCACCAACCCAGGCACAGUUAACUUCGCAAGCCCAGUCGACCUCCCAGACGAUGUGCUGCUGUACCGGACUCUGAGCCAUGCAAACCCAUCAGGGAAUAUGUUUGUGUCUCCGCUGAGCAUCCAUUCAGCUCUGGCUAUGGUCUACCUGGGAGCCAGCGGAGAAACAGCUUAUCAAAUGGAAAAGGUCCUGGCAUUCGAACCUGGUGAAGACGUCCACGCUGACUCCAUGAAGCUAAUCGCAGACAUCAACUCACCAUCGGCAUCAUACAUUCUGAAAACAGCCAAUCGUUUAUAUGGGGAGAAAACCACAAAGUUCCUCCCUACAUUCCUGGAAGCCAUAGGUAAGUACUACAAGGACAACCUGAAGACUGUGGAUUUCAUCGGGGCCGCGGAGGCGUGCAGAGGAGAGAUCAACACCUGGGUCGAGAAGCAGACAGAAAAUAAAAUAAAAGAUCUCCUGAAGACAGUCUCUGAUGGUACGAGGCUGGCUCUGGUCAAUGCCAUCUACUUUAAGGGAAACUGGAUGUAUCGCUUUGAUGAAGCAAACACCAAAGAGAUGCCCUUUAAAGUCAGCCAGACUGUGAGCAAACCAGUCCAGAUGAUGUUCCAGAAGAAGAAUCUGCGCUACAACUCCAUCGGUGGUCUGCAGAUCCUGGAGCUGCCAUAUGAGAAGGAGGAGCUCAGCAUGUUGAUCCUGUUGCCUGCCCAGUCCACAGACGGAUCCGACCCUCUGCUGAAGCUGGAGGAAGAGCUGACGCUGGAGAUGCUGAAUGGAUGGACCGACAGGGAGAAUAUGUUAGUCCACUCAGACAUCCAUGUUCACCUGCCAAAGUUCAAGCUGGAGGAGGAAUACAAGCUGAACGAGCCUCUGUCCGAGCUGGGCAUGACCGACGUGUUCUGCGCGUCAAAGGCCGACCUGUCUGGCAUGAACGGCGGAAGAGAUCUCUUCCUGUCUACAGUGGUACACAAGGCCUUCGUGGAGGUGAAUGAGGAGGGCAAGGAGGCGGCUGCGGCAACACCAGCCGUGGUCACUCCGGGUGGCCCUAUCUUGAAGGAGGAACACUUCACAGCAGACCACCCCUUCCUCUUCUUCAUCAGGCACAACAAAACCAAGUCCUUGCUCUUCCUCGGCAGGUUCUCGUCGCCUCAGUAGACAGAACCAGGAGAGGGAGAUAUUCAAAUAAAGGCUUAAUCCUUUAAAUGUGGGCUUCAAUUUCUGGGGUUUAGGCUAAUUAGCUUGGUUUUGUAUUAAUCAAUAAAGACUUGAUCCAACAA